CUGCAGAACCUUACCGACGUGGCUGCCAGCUUGGCCCGCGCUCCCGUCUCCAACUUUCAUGUGGGUGCCGUCAUGCUGACAGACCAUGGCCACAUUUUCCUGGGUGCCAACCAGGAAUUCGACCACCAGGCCAUUGGCAUGAGCAUUCACGCCGAGCAAGCCGCCAUUAGCAACAUUGCGCAUCACCCAGAUGCCGGCAUCCCUGUUACCUUGGCCGUCAACGCUGCCCCCUGCGGCCACUGCCGCCAGUUUAUCGUCGAAAUGCACAACGGCAUUGACAUGCGCCUCCUCCUGCCGCAAAAAGAACCGCUGCGCAUUGCCGACGUUUUGCCACACGCCUUCCUGCCUAAAGACCUCAACAACCAACACCCGUUGCUGGUCCAUCCCACCAUUGAUCUCGCCGCCGAUGGUCCCCACGAGGUCCUGCACGAAGGCUCCCCCGGAACUAUUCGUGAGACAGCCCUUCUCAUGGCCUCGGUGGCCGCUCGCAAGGCCUAUGCUCCAUACUCGGGCUGCCACUCGGCCGUGGCCCUUCGCCUCCGCGAUGGUCGGGUGCUCCGAGCCUGGUACAUGGAGAACGCGGCCUUCAAUCCCUCGCUGCCCGCAGCCCAGAGCGCAUAUCUCCAAUGCAAAAUCAAUGGCGUGGACACGACCGAUGUCGAGGUGGUGGUCCUGGCCGAGCGCAUUGACCUCGCCAUGUCCCACCGACAGGCCACCUUGACCCUGUGGCGGCACCUCGCCCCC
This is a messenger RNA of Monosiga brevicollis MX1, 744 nucleotides long. RefSeq lists its product as uncharacterized. The transcript has a single exon. Gene Ontology annotation, molecular function: cytidine deaminase activity; zinc ion binding. Lineage: Eukaryota; Choanoflagellata; Craspedida; Salpingoecidae. Gene Ontology annotation, cellular component: cytosol. The annotation marks the transcript as partial. The record is from RefSeq and is a predicted model, not a curated record.